This is a messenger RNA of Dermatophagoides pteronyssinus (European house dust mite), 1529 nucleotides long. Its product is annotated as transmembrane protein 115. The record is from RefSeq and is a predicted model, not a curated record. Lineage: Eukaryota; Metazoa; Arthropoda; Arachnida; Sarcoptiformes; Pyroglyphidae. Gene Ontology annotation, biological process: retrograde vesicle-mediated transport, Golgi to endoplasmic reticulum. Gene Ontology annotation, cellular component: membrane; Golgi apparatus.
GUUUGUUUUGUUAUUGAUUUUGAUGUGUCACACAUUUUAAUAAAUAAACGAAACCUGUGUUUACACGCACAAACAUAAUUUGGCCAGCUGGAUUUCCUUGAAUCGAUUUUUCAUUAUUUCUGUGUUUAUUCAUUUAAAUGAAUUAACUCGAUGCAUGAAUCAUUAGCCUCGCAAUCAUUGCCAUCACCACCACCACCAUCAUUAUCAUCACCAUCGACAACAACAAUAUCACAAUCGCCGGCAAUAAAUACAAACGAAUCGUCAUUUGUCAUUGAUAUAAAUGCUGGCCAAAUUCCAUCAAAAAAAUGGCCAAACACAUCAUCAACAUUACCAAAAGUAUCUGGAUAUUCAACCCGUCAUGAUCGUCAAUCAUCGGUACAGUUGAAAAUACAGACUGGUGUUGUUAGUAGUGGUCUGGCCAUCCAUCAAAAGGCCAGUUUUUGGGAAAAAUUUCGUCGUACAAUGAAUUAUAUUUUUUCACAUUUGUUGAUAUUAUUAUCACAAUUAUCACCGAUUGUGCAAUCAUUUUCCGGAUUAAUCAUAUUAUUAUAUCUAAUUCAAUUCGGUGGUGAAAUAACUGUCGAUUUUUUUGCACUAAUACCGGGUGAAAUUAUAUCACCCGGUCAAUGGUAUCAUACCAUUAUUGCAUUAUGGUCACACGCAUUUCUUGAAACACGUUUAACAUGGGUCAUAUUAGAUCUAUUGGUAUUAUCAUUUUGUGGUACAUUGAUCGAACCACUUUGGGGUCAUAAAGAGGUAUUACGUUUCAUGGUGAUAACAUUAAUUCCAACGGCCAUAUUAACAUCAAUAAAUUAUGUAAUCUUAUAUUGUUUGACAUAUGAUGGUAGCUAUUUAUUCAAUAUUCGUGUCCAUGGUUUUUUUGGAUUUUAUGCUGCAAUGGCAGUAACCGUUAAACAAUUACUGCCCCAAUCAAUAUUGUUUGCAACAUCUUUUGGUAGAUUAAAAAAUGAUCAUAUUGCAUUCACUAUAACAGUUAUUGCCACCAUAUUGUAUGCAUUCAAUUUAGUUGAUGGUGUUCAAGUGAUCCUAUUAAUCUAUGGUAUAUUAAUAUCAUGGCUAUAUCUUCGAUUCUUACAACCACAUACACGACAUCUUUAUAACUCAUCAGAUAUGGCAAUGAAUACGACAAUCACACGUGGCGAUCUAUCCGAUACAUUUGCUUUUGAAACAUUUUUUCCUAAUGUUUUACGUCCAUUAGUAGCGAUACCAUGUAAUUUAAUCUAUAAUUUUUUUGUCCGUAUAAAUAUCUGUCCUAAAAUACCAUCACCAGCGGCUCAAUUAUUGAUGGAUAAUGCCGAUUCAGCUGUUAAUUUUAGCCAAAUGCGAACACAAUUAUUUCCUGGACCAUCAUCAUCGUCGCAAUCGACAUUUCAAAAAUAUCAUCCACAUCAUCAUCAUCAUCAUCAUCAUCAAAAACAUUACUAUCAACCGGUUCCUCAACAAUCGCACAACAAUAUGUCACAAUCAUUACAACCAUUAUUACAGGAAAAUUUAUGAUGACAAAAAAA